Molecule: messenger RNA, 6239 nt
Organism: Nezara viridula (southern green stink bug)
Lineage: Eukaryota; Metazoa; Arthropoda; Insecta; Hemiptera; Pentatomidae
Source: the annotation of a GenBank genome assembly
AUGUCUUUUCGCAUCUCGGUUCUUGUCAUGUCGCUCUCUCUCAUCUGUAUGCUCUUCUGUCUCUACUACCUCGUUCUUCCUGUGGAGAAUGAUGGAAUGGAGAUCUCCCGUGAGCAGCUCAAUCAGUCCGGUCCUCUCCUGUACCUAGAUGGUUGUAGUUCAAAGUUACAUGAUUUUCUAGUACGUGAUAGUGAAGAAAAUGCCUAUAUUGAUGAGUUUGAUAAUCAUGGGAUUUUUAAAAAAUGGAAGAAAAUAAAUUUAGAAUAUCUCGGGCCCAUAAAUAUUGACGAUGAUGCUGCAAUCCAUACUGCGUUGCGAGAAGAGAUUUCCAAUAUUGCUGAAAAAAUAAUUUACGACACUGCCGAUGUUAAUAUUAAAGGUCAGCAUGGUCAGGCACCUUUACAUUUGGCCGUGGCGCGGGGUGAAGAAUCUCUUGUGAAUUUGUUGUUAUCAAAAAACGCAAAUAUAAACGUUUUGGACGAUUGCAAGGACACUCCUACUCAUUACGCAGUACGAGGAGGACAUGCGAAUAUAGUUAAGAUACUUGUAAAUCAUGGCGCUAAUGUCAAUAUUAAAAAUAAUUUUGAUAUGACACCACUGUUCAUCGCAGUUGGUUUCUGCUAUGAAUCGAUAGUAAAUUUAUUGUUAUCAAAGAAUGCAAGUGUCAAUAUAAUGGAUGUUGAUGAUCUCUCUCCCUUGUAUUUAGCAUUAUCUAAAAAGAAUACAAACAUAGUCAAAGCUCUUCUUAAUAACGGAGCUGACCCCGAUAUUCUGGGAAACGACGGACUGACAGCAUUGAUGAAUGCUGUUUGGAAUGAUGAUGAAGCUAUGGUAAAUUUAUUGCUGUCAAAGAAUGCAAGUGUGAAUAUAGAGAACAGGAGUGGUAAUACUGCCUUGCAUUUAGCAAUAACUAAAAAGAACAUAAACAUAGCCAAAGCUCUUCUUAACAACGGGGCUAACGUCAGUAGCCAGAGGUAUGAUGGAGAGACACCUUUGAUGGCCGCCGUUUCGAAUGGUAGCAGAGCUAUGGUGAAUUUAUUGUUAUCAAAGAAUGCCAGUGUGGAUAUAAAGAAUCAGAUUGGUUAUUCUGCCUUGCAUUUAGCAAUAACUGAAAAGAACAUAAACAUAACCAAAACACUUCUCGAUUACGGUGCAGACGUCAAUGCCAAGGGAAAUAACGGAAUGACGCCUCUGAUGAUUGCUGCUUGGAAUGGUGAUGAAGGUAUGGUGAAUUUAUUGCUGUCAAAGAAUGCAAGUGUGAAUAUAAUGGAUGAUGAACGUCUCUCUCCAUUGCACUUAGCUAUAAUGAAAGAUAAUAUAAAAAUAGUCAAAGCUCUUCUUGAUAAUGGAACUGACAUCAAUAUCAAGGGAGGUAUCAGUGUGACACCUUUGAUGAUCGCUGUUCGGGAAAGCAAUGAAGCUAUAGUAAAUUUUUUGUUGUCAAAGAAUGCAAGUGUGAAUAUAAAGACCUACCGUGGCGAUACUGCCCUGCAUUUAGCAAUGUAUAAACAGAACAUAAACAUAGCUAAAACUCUUCUUAAUAAUGGAGCUGACGUCAAUGCCCAGGGAAGUCAUGAAAUUACGCCUCUGAUGGAAGCUGCUUCGAUUGGUAACGAAGCUAUGGUGUAUUUAUUGUUGUCACAGAAUGCAACUCUGGAUAUAAAGGACACGUAUGGUGAAACUGCCUUGAAUUACGCAAUACAAAAAAAUAACAUAAAGAUAGUCAAAACUCUUCUAGAUAACGGGGCUAACGUCAAUGGCCAAAGAUAUGACGGAAAAACACCUUUGAUGGACGCUGUUUCGUAUGGUGAUGAAACUAUGGUGUAUUUAUUGUUGUCAAAUAAUGCCAGUGUAGAUAUAAAGAACAGGUAUGGUGGUACUGCCUUGUAUAUAGCAGUGGAUGAUAAGAGUAUAAACAAAGCCAAACUCCUUUUCAAUGGCGGGGCUAACGCCAAUAUCCAGAUAAAAUACGGAGUGACACCUUUGAUGAAAGCUGUUUCGAACAGUGAUGAAGCUAUGAUUAAUUUACUUAUUUCAAGAAAUGCUUCUUUAGAAAUAAAGGACGAUGUUGGCAAUGGCGCAAUACACUUUGCAGUUCGUAAUGGAAAUAUUAAAGUCAUUAAAAUGCUUCUUCAUUACGGUGUAGAUGUUAACUUUAAAGGAGAAAAUGGCAAUACACCUUUACAUUUUGCAGUUCAGAAGGUGCAGUUCGAAAAAAAAUGUGUGGAAAUAUUAUCCAAAGAAGUAAAAAUUGUUCGCAAUGAAACGUUCGCCAUUGAAAAUAAAACAGUCCUUAUAAUGCAGACCCUCCUGGAACACGGAGCCAAAGUCAAUUCGCAGAAUUAUUUUGGACAAACAGUUCUCCAUUCAGCUGCUGCUUUAGGUUAUAACCGAGUUGUUGCCUACCUGCUUUCACAGAACGCUAGUUUCAGUAUCGAAGACUAUGUUUGCUUCACACCAUUCCAGUGGGCAGCAAAUAAUGGAAAUGUUGAUGUGAUAAAGACCUUGUUAGAUAACGGGGAUGAUGUCAAUCGAAAAGGUUGUAAUGGCGUCACAGCUCUGCAUCUAGCAAUAAAAAGAAAUGAAACUGAUUUUAUUAAAUUUCUUCUUUAUAAUAAUGCUGAUCCAAAUGUGAUGAGCGAAGACGGACGAACGCCUUUAGACUUAACUUUUGAUCCUUUAUCUGAAGAAAUUAUGAAGUUACUUCUGGUAAGUGGAGCAAAAGUGGAAGAUAAUAGUUUCUUAGGAUCAAAAAUUCUUUUCGAUGCCGUUUUAAAUAAAUCUAUAGGAAUAGCAAGGCUUCUGUUAGAUAACAGUAAAAAUUUCGAUUCCUAUCCGACAGUUAUUCUUAACCAGGCCAUUGGGAUGAUGUAUUCAGAAGGCAUCGACCUGCUCAUCUCUCACGGAGCAGACGUUGUGGAGAAAGACGUUCAUGGAAAUCUCCCCCUUACUUUAGCAGUUAUACUAAGAAGUACUGAGUUCGUUGAAUUAAUUUUAGAAACAGGAUCGAGGAAAAUUGAUAAGAAGAAUUUUCAAACUUUUUUGGAUGCAGAUAGUGACGUAAAGGUUCAUACAUCACUGAACGAUGUUAUACAGAUCCAUAAUGUGACAGCACUGCACGUUGCUUCCUACUACGGUCUUGUGGAUCUGGUCAAACCAUUGAUAUCAUACAAAGCUUCUUUAGACGUUAGAGAUAGAAUGGGAUAUUCACCACUCCAUUACGCAUGUGAGAAUGAUCAUGUCGAAGUUGUAAAACUGCUAUUGAGUUCUGGAUCCAACAAAAGUCCUGCCGAUAUCAACGGCACCACUCCCCUACACAUCGCCUGCAGUAAAGGUCUCCUUCCAAUUGUUAAAUUACUACUUUCCGAUCCACCAGCAGCCAUAGACCAAGCAGACAACAGUGGAUACACAGCUCUUCAUUUCUCAGCUAUGAACGGAUCUCUAGAAAUAACCGAGUUGUUAUUGAAUCUUAGUGCCAAUAAAGAAGCUAAAAUUAAAGAUUUCAAAACUCCACUGCAUUUAGCUUCACGCGAGGGCCAUGAGAAAAUAGUGGCUAUCUUAUUAAAGAACGGAGCUGAAAAAAAUUCUGCUGACAUUGAUGGUAUGACACCAUUGCAUUUCGCCGCAAGAGAAAGAUACUCUAAAGUAGUUUGGGAGAUGACAAAGUUCAAUGAUUUCGUCGAUAGUAGAAACAUAAACGGUAGCACCCCAUUACAUCUGGUAUGUGAAUGGAGCAACAAAUCCAGUGAACAAACAAUAAAGAUUAUUUGGAAUCUUUUAGGAAGUGGAGCAGAUAUCGAAGCAAGGGACAACAACCAAAUGACUCCAUUACAUAUUGCAUCGAGAGACAACUCCUCAGAAGUCGUAGAACUCCUACUGGAAAAAGGAGCAGACCGAUUAAGUAGGGAUUUUUUUCUUAAUCUACCUAUCCAUUACGCAGCAUUGUUCGGCCAUUAUGAUGUAAUACUUCAGUUAUUUGAGACAGGAUCAUUCAAGAGAAUUGAUUCAAGUCAAAGUAUAUCUUUGAACAUUAAUAAAGAAACUCCAUUGUUUUUAGCAUCGAGAGAAGGGCAUUCUAAGGUGGUAGCUUUGCUCUUGCAGGUUGGAGUCGAAAUUAUUCAGCCCGACAUCUAUGAAAGGACUGCUUUGCACCGCAGCGCUAUCAGAGGUCACUUAGAAGUUGUGAAACUCCUUUGCCAAUCCCUUUUAAACAAAGAAAAAGAAGAUAAAUGGGGAUUUACCGGAUUAAACUACGCUGCCUCUUGGAAAGGACACCAGGAGGUUAUAGGAUACCUUUCGGCUACUCAACUAAACAUCACGGAGUCGUAUUAUUUAAAGAUAUCAAAUCCUUUGCAACCUAACUUGGAUAAGCAGACUUCAAUACAGGUAAAACGGUUACCUGAUACGAAGUCGGGAAUACGUUAUUCUUUUAACGUAAACAAAGGAAAGUUUCGUUACAUUUAUUCACCUAAAGAAAUAGAGUGGUGUGAACUAAUCUAACCAGUCUAAGAGUGGUGUGAAUAAAUACAAUUUUUAUAAAAAUGUCAGUUUAAUAAAUUAGGUUAAAGGUUUUUUUAUAAUAUUAUUUUUUUAUUUUAUCCUUCGCAGUAAAGCAACAACAUCCUGUCCUUUCGUAUCCUUUAACAAUAUUCCACUGAUCGCUGUCGAACAAAUUCGUUACCUAAGACUCCUUGACAAACGCCUUACUUGGAAUUCUCAUACUAGAUUGAAAAGUCAAGAAACUGCCAACAGAUUCCAAUUACUUCAACAAUCACUCACAAACGCUCUAAACUUUCAGUAUUCUACAAAAAUCUCAUUUACACUACCAUCAUCAGGCCUAUUUGGACUUAUGGAAUCGAGCUUUGGAGCUGGACAAAAACUUCGAAUUCCUCCCGUAUACAAUCCUUACAAUCCAAAAUCCUCCGUUAAACCCUAAAAGCUCUUAAUUAUGUCACAAAUAAAAUUAUCCAUAAAGACCUCAAUAUUCCUUUUGUUGAAGACUUGGCCCGAACUAGAUAUUCCUCUUUUAAUUCCAAACUCUUUGGUCAUCCCAAUCCUCUAAAUAACUUUUCAUCCAAUACAAUUCCUGACCCCCCACCGAAGAGAAAGGGAUCUUUUCAAUUAAUUUAACCUUUGAAGUGUUACCAAUCGGUAGCUUAUUCACGAGUUUUUAUUAUUAUAUAUAUUCCUGUAACAGAUUUACCUACAAUUGGAAAUUUAAAUAAAUAAAAAAAAUUAUUUAUUUUUUGUUCAUUAUACUUUGACAUUGCCAUAAAUUAAAGUAACAUUAAAUAGAAAAAAGAAAUAUUUCUGAAACAUGGAAUGUUAAAUUAAAUUAUCGAAAAAUGCAAAGAAUUUCAAUAUUCGAACAAUUUUCGCAGAUACACUCAUUAUUUUAGAGUUUAUACAAUCGCUCUUGAUAUUAAUAGUUCAAAAUAAAGACUGUAAGAGAUAACAAAGUAAUGAAAUAUGAACAAUAAGUAACCACUAUUCAGAGGACAUAAAUACGUAACUUAAAGCAAAUGAUUGGUCAAUUGGCUUGUUAAAUGAAAAUAACAAUCCAUUGGUCACAAUGACAUCAUCUCUAAGCCACAGCCAAAGUAUUAUUAUAUGAGUGUUUGAUUUCAUUCACCACGUUUUUAGAUAUAGGAACAAACAUUUCAUAAAUGUCAAUACUUAAAAAGCCUUACGAGAAUUUCUUUCUAUUUCGUAUGUUAUUUUAUUAGAAUAUAUUUAUUUUAUUUUGAUAUUAUUUAUUUUACCUUUAUAACGUAUUAUUUCAUUUUUGCUGAACUAGUAUAUAUUCCAAGUGUCGUUUAUUUCCAUUUUCGUUUUGAUAAAUAGAUUAACAUUUUAUUUUGUUUUACUAUCAAAUAAUGAACAUAUUUUAAACAUAUACAUAGCCAUAUCAUAAUUUGUAUAUUGAAUGAAUUUGUAUAUUAUAUAUUUCUGACUGUGUAUGGAUUUAAUUUUUAAAAUUUCUUUCAUCGUUUUCUUAAAUAGACCUUUUGGAAAGAAAUAAUCUAAGAAAAUAAUAUUUAUUUUAUGUACAGCUUUGUUAAUAUAAAGAAAAUAAAUGUUUUUCCAAAUUAUUCUGUGUUACUAAUAAUAAACUUGUUAAUAUUAGUUGCAUUGUAAAAUAUAACCUAAUAAUAACUUUCCUAUAUAACAUGUUUUUAAUAUUAAUUAUAGAAUUACUAUGCAUUGAUUGUAUGUAUUCAGUUUAAAAUAAAUAGUGG